Molecule: messenger RNA, 1957 nt
Organism: Caenorhabditis sp. 36 PRJEB53466
Lineage: Eukaryota; Metazoa; Nematoda; Chromadorea; Rhabditida; Rhabditidae
Source: the annotation of a GenBank genome assembly
AUGAUAAGCAGAUGGAUGUACUUUCUGGAGAUGGCUGAAGUGAAGAAAUGGGUCAGUGAGGAAGGAUAUAAUUAGAAAAUAAAGCAAGAAACAGUGAAGCCCGAAAAAGAAGGAAUGGUCGUUUAGAGAUUAGAAUGAGGAUUGAUUAAGGGGAAAGGAUUACAUAUAUUAAGUGAACCAAAUAGAAGACACUCAUCUGAAUUCGUGGAUAACGAUGUAGAAUAGAAUCUGCUAUCUUCCUUUUCAAUCUUUUUAUAUCGGGAGACGGCCCUUCCCGACCUCGUUAACCUUAGCGUUUAUUAUAAAAAGGUAAGAAAUCCACGAAGGCGCAUUGAUAAGGGAAAAGUGUCGUGCGAAUAGGAGAAAGCUAACCCGCACCGGUUAGCUAAGAACAAUAGAAGCAUGUUAUCUCCGAUCUCCUGAACUUUCAUCCCUAUAUCGUCAUUGUUGCAGGAGGAGCAUCUUCUCUCAUGGAGACACAGAUUGGGAGUAUCUGCGAGAGGAAAACUUGCUGCCGUGACGGAGAGGCCACGACCGGAUCCUUGUGCUCAGUCACAGUACAGGUAAACCCUCCUUAGCUUUUUAGGACUUUCAUCUCUCUUCAGAUUGGACUACGAUCUCUUCUCGGAGGUGUUCCCACGUCUUCUGCCUUGGCCUGUUACAAGCAUCUUUGUGAUCCGUAUAUUCCGUCUGCUCGACAUCUCCGACAACGGACUUCUCACCUUCCGGGACCUUGCCAUCAGUCUCUCAGUCCUUUUGCUAGGAGAAGCCACGGAGAAACUGGCACUCUUCUAUAAAUGUCAUCUGCCGCCCGCGUUCAACAUGUCUGACUUGGAUGGUCUCGACGCAGCGGACGAGAGCUCGUCGGAAAGCAAAGAGGGAGAGCCGGAGCUGGCGAUGGAAGCCGCUGAUUUGCUCGGAACGCCGAAGAAAGGAGCAGCUCUGCGACACGAAAUUCGAUCCAAUUCCGUUGAUAUUCCGCGACAAUCAUCCGAUCAAAAUCUGGCCGAUUCUUUAAGAGUAUGCCAUUUGAAAUUGAAUAAAUUCACUAACAGGUUCUGUUUCAGACGAGAUGCAGCACUUCCAGUGCCGUUUUGGUCAACGCGAACGUAGAAGAAAGAGCUUCAGACGCUGAAUCAUUGAUUGAUUUGAUCGCUGCAAAGUCAAUUGGAUCAUGUCCAUCCGAAAAUGAAAGUGAUCGGAUUCAAGUGGCCGAUGUCGCAAGUGAGGGUGAGAGCACUGACAAUCAGCAGAAUGCUUCGUGAAACUAGCCCAACUUCAUUUUCCAGAAUCCUACUCCGUCGUUGACGAAUCUAUUGAGAAGAUGAAACAACUGCGAAAAAAGGCGUUGUCCUCUCCAGACUCCUCAUCAACUAAACUCGAAAUGAAAAUGUUGCCAGCAAUGAGCCAGAUUCAGUUCAUUCAACUCUGGAAGACGUUUUACGACAUGCUCAGCGGCAAGGAAACGGAGCAAUUGGUGUUCCACUCGCUGGCAGUCACAGGCACUCUUCUGCUGCAACUUGGCGAGACGCACCGAGAACUGCAGGCGAAGUUGGAAGCACAAAUCGCAGAUGCGAUGCAAGAUCUGGAUGAAACACUGAAAGCUCCCGCAGAAGAUGGAGAGCAAGAAGAGGAAGACGAGUUCGAAGAGGACAGGAAGAUAGAUCCGAUUGAGGUUCAGAGGAAACGGAUAGGAGAUAUGCAGACGUGGUAAGAAAAGAAAGUGAGAUUACGGAAGAGUUGGGAUAGUUGCAGUAUGGCGGACGAUGAAUGGAGAGUCAAUCUGGAGCAGAUUCUGGCAUCGGUCAUGGCUGAAACGCCCCUCGCUGACUUCUUCGAACAAAAGUACUCCCUAGAUGCGCUCAUCAAAAAGUGAGAACCAGAUAAAGAAAUUACAGCUCAUCAUUCCUAUUUCAGAUACUACAAGACAAGGUUUUCAGCAGACGCUGUGAAUUGA